AUGGCACUUCCCGGCAAAUUCCUGUUUGGAUUUUGCUGUUUUGCCUGGCUGUGUUUUCUUACUAGCCUCAGCUCUCAGGCUUCUAGGGGAGAAGCCCAGACUGGAGCCAGCACAGCUUUGGAGUCUGAGGCAGAUCCUUGGUCCUUGCUGUUGCCUGGAGAUGGGACCGACAGGUCAGACCUCUUGCCUCCCCUUUUUAAGGUCCUGUCUGACAGGCGAGGUGAGGCCCCUAAGCUGCAGCCCGACUCCAGAGCACUCUACUACAUGAAAAAGCUCUAUAAGACGUAUGCUACCAAAGAAGGGGUUCCUAAACCCAGCAGAAGUCACCUCUACAACACUGUUCGGCUCUUCAGCCCCUGUGCCAACCACAAGCAGGCUCCUGGCAACCAGGUGACAGGACCCCUGCCGACGGUGGACCUGCUGUUUAAUCUGGAUCGGGUGACUGCCAUGGAACACUUGCUCAAGUCAGUCUUGCUGUACACUCUGAACAACUCGGCUGCUUCCUCCUCCACCGCGACCUGUGUCGGGGACCUGGUGGUCAAGGAGCCCACGUCUUCCGGCAAGGCUCCCCCAAGAGUGCCAUACUCCUUUACCUUGAAGAAACACAGAUGGAUUGAGAUGGAUGUGACUUCCCUCCUUCAGCCACUGGUGGCCUCCAGCGAGAGAAGCAUUCACAUGUCUGUCAAUUUUACAUGCACAAAAGGCCAGGCCCCGGAGGACAGCGUGUUUAACAUGCCUCUGUCAGUGCCUCCCUCGCUCAUCUUAUACCUCAAUGACACCAGCGCUCAGGCCUACCAUUCGUGGUAUUCCCUCCACUCCACCUGGAGACCUUCACAGCAUCCUGGCCAGGGCAACGUGGCUGCCUAUCCGGUGAAGGAAGAGGCUGCCGAGGUCGAGAGAUCUGCCCGGCACCGUCGGGGGCGGAAAGCCAUCAGCCUAGAAACCAAGAAGCCACAUCUUACGGCAUCCUUCAAUCUCAGCGAAUACUUCAAACAGUUUCUUUUUCCCGAAAACGAGUGUGAACUCCACGACUUCAGACUGAGUUUUAGUCAGCUCAAAUGGGACAACUGGAUCGUGGCCCCACACAGAUACAACCCUAGGUACUGUAAAGGGGACUGUCCCAGGGCGGUCAGGCAUCGGUACGGCUCUCCUGUACACACCCUGGUCCAGAAUAUCAUCUAUGAGAAGCUGGACCCCUCAGUGCCAAGGCCUUCAUGUGUGCCUGGCAAAUACAGCCCCUUGAGCGUGUUGACCAUUGAACCUGACGGCUCCAUUGCUUACAAAGAGUAUGAAGAUAUGAUAGCCGUGAGAUGCACCUGCCGUUAGCGCGGGCCCUCUACACCAGCACCUUGAAACCGCCCAGCAGAGCCAACCCUGUGGGCUUUAGCAUGCCUGGGCAGAGAGCUUCAUGUGACCAAUUGCUCUGUGUCACUCAGUGCACAUUGUGUGAGGGGGGAGUGUGUGGGGGCUGAGCAUGUUGUGUGUAGCAUUACUGGGUAUA
Onychomys torridus (southern grasshopper mouse) is the source of this 1501-nucleotide messenger RNA. It is a transcript of the gene Gdf9, whose product is annotated as growth differentiation factor 9. The record is from RefSeq and is a predicted model, not a curated record. The transcript has 2 exons. NCBI's taxonomy places the organism in Eukaryota, Metazoa, Chordata, Mammalia, Rodentia, Cricetidae. Gene Ontology annotation, cellular component: extracellular region. Bases 1 to 1326 code for a protein of 441 amino acids. Gene Ontology annotation, molecular function: cytokine activity; growth factor activity. Gene Ontology annotation, biological process: BMP signaling pathway; SMAD protein signal transduction.